GUUAGCUCGCUAACGUUAGCUAGGCUACUGGGUAUGAUUAAUGUUACACUUAGGAGUUAAAGGUGUUAAGGGUUAAUGUUAGGUGAAGGGUUUUAUAAAAAUAGUUCAGGUUAGGGUUAGCUAAGUAGUUGCAAAGUAGCUAAAAAGUAGUAAGUAGUUGAAAAGUCGCUAAAAUGCUAAAGUUGUCCUUGGUAAGAUUUUAACUCUCAACCUUUGGGUUGCUAGAUAUUUGUGUUUUACAACCACCCAUCCACCUGUCUAACACAUCAUAAGAAAUGGGUUUAUGUACAGAAUAAUACGAAAUCCUCUGAGACAAAGUUGCGUGGGAGGGAGAUGACAAAACCUGCAAGGCAGGCCUGUUACGUGACGAUUAACGUAAAAUAAGUCUCUGGUCGGGAAUUCACGAAGGCUUCAAGAGGAAACAACUGAAAAACAUUCUCAUGACUUGUGUACGGUGGAUAUUUAUGUGAUAGAGAGCACCGAGUCGAAAGACACAGGUAGGCUUUCACAAACCUUGACGUCUCACAAACAAUUAUGUUUUGAUAGUCAAUGACUACAGUAUACAUAAAAAAAAAAAAAUCCUGGUCCGCUACAGAAAUAAAGAAUGAGUCAAUGGAAACAAAUUCAACAGCUCGAGUUCAAAUACCUGGAGCAGGUGGAUUACCUUUAUGAUGACAACUUCCCUAUGGGGAUUCGGCAGGUGCUUUCUGACUGGAUUGAAAGCCAGGACUGGGAAAUGGCCGCACACCAUGAGUCCAUGGCGACAGUUCUCCUCAGCAAUCUCCUGUCUCAGUUGGACAGGCAGUGUUCUCAGGAACAGAACUUCCUACAAAGACACAACCUGAAGAACAUCAACAAGCAGUUACAGAUAAAAUACAAAGCCUACCCUCUGCUCAUGGCCGGGGUCAUCUCCACUAGCCUCAGAGAGGAGCGUCGUAUCAUCGCCUCAGCCAACGUACCGGAACAGGGCCCGUUGGAGAAGUCUGUACAGAAUUCUGUAGCCUUCGAGAGACAGAAGAACAUGGACAACAGGGUGGUCAUGAUCAGGAGUAGUGUGCAGAUGCUGGACCCGGCAGUGAAAUGUCUAGAGGACAUGCAAGAUGACUUUGACUUACGCUUCAAAACUAUCCAGUCUCGAGAUCAGGCGGACAGGAACACAGAGCGGAUGGAACCGGAAGUGGCCCGUCUGCAGGAGAUUCUCAACAACCUGGACUUUAGAAGGAAGGAGAUCCUGUCUAAAAUGAGUGACGUGAUAAAAGAGAUUGACGCUCUGAUAGCCUCCCAGCUGAACCCAGAGCUGAUGGAGUGGAAACGCAGGCAGCAGAUCAACUGUAUAGGUGGCCCACUGCUCACUGGACUGGACCAGCUCCAGAACUGGUUUACUCUGACGGCCCAGAGUCUGUUCCAGAUGAAACGUCAGCUGGACAAACUGGGAGAACUUAUCCUGAAGGUGACCUAUGCGAGCGACCCCAUCUCCUUGCAGAGACCGCAGCUGGAGGAGCAGGUCAAAUACCUCAUCGACCACCUGAUCAAAAGCUCAUUUGUGGUGGAGAAGCAGCCAUGGAUGCCAACCCACCCCCAGAAACCUCUCAUCAUCAAGACCGGGGUGCAGUUCACCACCAAAGUCAGAUUGUUGGUCAAACUCCCAGAGGUGGAUUAUCAACUGAAAGUGAAGACGAUAUUUGACAAGUACCUCCCCCCUGGCAGAGUACAUCGUCAGUUCUUCAUCCUGACUUCCACCACCAAAGUAAUGGACGUGGAGGAAUCAUCUAAUGGCUGUCUAUCUGUAGAGUUCAGACACUUGCAGCUGAAAGAGAAGAAAUAUGUUAACGGUACAAAGGUGAACGAGGGUCCUCUCUCUGUGACGGAGGAGCUCCACUCCCUCAGCUUCGAGGCCCAGUUCAACAUACAGGGCAUUAACAUCGACCUGGAGACCUGCUCUUUUCCUCUGGUGGUCAUCUCCAAUGUUAGCCAGCUGACUGGAGGCUGGGCCUCCAUCAUGUGGUACAACAUGCUGACUGACGAACCCAGGAACCCGGACUUCUUUGCCAGUCCUCCGCGGGCCAGUUGGGGCCAGCUCUCUGAAGUGCUGAGUUGGCAGUUCUCGACUUUCACUGGGCGGGGCCUCAACACGGAGCAGCUGUGCAUGCUGGGAGAGAAACUCAUGGGUCAGCAAGCCUCUCACAAUGAAUGUCAGGUAUCCUGGUCCAAAUUCUGCAAGGAGAAUAUUCCUGGGAAGUCUUUCAGUUUUUGGAUGUGGCUGGAUUUCAUCCUGGAGCUAAUCAAGAAGCACCUGCUUCCCAUCUGGAACGACAACUGCAUCAUGGGCUUUGUCAGUAAGGAGACAGAGAGGGCCUGUUUGAAGGACAAGGAGCCUGGGACAUUCCUGCUGCGCUUCAGUGAGAGCCACCUGGGUGGGAUCACUUUCACCUGGGUGAAGCAGUCCGACAGUGGAGAGGCUAAAUUAAUCUCGGUGGAGCCGUACACCAAAUCACGCCUCAGCGCUCUCCCGUUCGCCAACAUCAUCCGGGACUACAAGGUCAUCGCAGACGGAGAGGUCCCUGAGAACCCGCUCAAGUUCCUCUACCCUGGCGUCCCCAAAGAUGAGUCCUUCAGACGACAUUACAACAGUCAGCAGAGCAAAGUCUUUCCAUAUAUAUCAGCUACAUGGAUCCCCAUCUCCACUUUGCAAUGAGUUCUCCGUACUCCGAGUAACACAAGAUGACCUGCAGAGUAUGCCAAGUAACUCACGCCUCUACGACUUGUGUUCCACUGAGGGUCACUGGAUGUGGCAUUUUCUCUUACAUCUGAUCACAAUAUAUUGCUCUUCUAUCCAACUGCUAGUAUUGUCUUUGAGCCCAUUGUCAUGAAUACAAAUGUAUCAUGUUGUAAGUGUAAAGUAGAUAUUACAUGCAUAUCACUUCUCAUAAAAUAGAUGUAUUUAAUUAUGUGUAUUCUGAAAUGUCUUGUAUUAUGUGGCUCUAAUGUUAGCCAAUUGUUGGACUAUAUGUCUUAGAAGUUUAUCACAAACUAAGGUUUGGACAAAGAAUACAUGUUUAUUAUCCCAUUCUUUUUCAUUAAUUUAGCUUCCAAUUUGAUAUUUUUGCACUAAGAGCCCAAGGCCUCUUGAGUAGAAAAAGGGUUUAACUACAUAUGAUUUCCCCUAUUGUCUUUACUACUGAGUAGAAUAUACCUAUAGAUAGCCAUGAUCAACAGUCAGAGGAUGGAUAAAAUAUUGUACUGGACAAAGCAGCUUUUCUCUCCUUGAAUAUGUGGAAUGCUUUUGCUGUCUAAAAUUUAACACGUAAACAAAUUCCCAAGUAAGAUUUUUGUUUUUUGUCAUGCUCUUCAGAAGCGCAACGUUUCCUAAUAUGUUAAAAUAUUUUGUGAAUGAUUCAAAUGCAGAUGUGCCGAUUCAUAUGUCAAUACCCGAUUCUCAUUUUCUCUUGGCAUUUAUUUGAUCUGCUACAUUGUUCGCAUCAUGUGGCUACUGUACCUCCCUUCUAUUGUAGUAAAAUGGGAAAGCACCUUCGGCUGUCCAUUUAGGUUACUGGUUUGCCUUGAAGGAAGAGGUUGCUUCCUUAUUUCACUGAUCAGCGGCGCUACAGUAGUUUCUGUCAAGUGUAAACACUAAUUUACAGGCUUUAUUCGCAAGAUAGUGUAGCAUGAUGUGUUGUAGGCCUACUUUGGGUUUACGGCUUCUUCCACUGGUUUGUGGCACAGGUGGUUUAUACACCGCAAAAAAAAUCUAAACUACCCAUGAAUUACACACGACUACCCAUGAAUUACACACGACGAAGGCUGUUCUCAAACGCCUGGAUUAAACGGUUGCCAACAUACAGUACAUGCAUUUUUUUUGACCUAUUUAGCCAGAGUCAGAAAUUCAUGGGUACCUUUUUGUAUGUCUGCGUGCAAUGCUGAAGGUCGUUUAUCAAGCCAAUGCUAACUAGCUAACGCCCAAUGAUUGAAAGUCUACAGAAGCAGCUAGCGUGCUAGAGUGAAUAGUUUGGGCAAAAGCCAGUAGUUCAGAGAUUCUGAAGUUGCUAGCCAAGCGGACUGGUGGUCCAUUUUAAGCAACAACAAAAAAAGGUUGAUAUGCAGGCUGGCCAACUAAAGCUAACACACAAUCACAUCAAGCAGCUGUGCAUUUUAAUUUGUUUUACUUUUUUCUAUUUCCAUUUCUUUGGAUUUAUCUCCAUAAUAAUGAUUUUGCCUGGCUCAGAGAAGCUGUCAGUCUUGUCUGGACACAUUAAUACAACUGGUCAGUCUAUUCCUGGAUGCUAUUAGGUUAAAACCACGUUCCAACAAUGUAUCUAUUUCACCACCCACUACUAUUGUGAAAUAACAUAACUCAUUUCUGCAUAGGUCGGAGAGGCAGGCUUGCAAGGUUCGGAGUUGGAGGACUCAUUGUGGAUAUGACCCAAUUUAGCAUGGACAUUGCCAUUGAGGGCUUCCACCAUGUUAAAGUAGUCAACUGAGUUUCUUAUGGGUUGGGAGCGAUCAGCCAAUGAUCAGAGCAUUGUCUUCAAGUUGGGUUAACUAUGAUUUUUAAAUGUCUUUAAAAUACUGUAUAUCACCACAUUCUAGUGGCCACAAGUCAAUGACACAAUUUGGUUCAGGACUCAAGCACUGCAAGUGGCAUUAAAUCGCCAAUAUUAGCUGUAUGCUUUUUUCAAACACAAAAUAAGAAAAUGUAAUACUUCAAAAUGGAGAUGGCCUCAAUGACACUGUGCGUGCUGUCACAGAUGCCAUAGUACAUUGUUCAUUCAAAUGGUUAUUGUGAAUAACUCGCGGCUAUCAACCAACCAGCAUCCAAGAUCCAAAUGUACAGUUUUACAAUGACUGUAGCCAUAAAUGGGUCAAAGGACAUUCUGAUAUUGUAAUUGAUUGACUGUCUGCAUUGUACCAUAAUCUUGGCAUUAAUGUUUUUUAAUCAUUAUCUCUAUUGUAGGCCUAUGUUUGAUCUUGUAGGCCUCGUCCUAAUAUUUUAAAUAUUUCUUAACUCCAUUCUUUUACUUUUCGAUUUGUGUGUAUUGUUGUGAAUUGUUUGAUAUUACUGCACUGUUGGAGCUAGGAACACAAGCAUUUUGCCACACCCCAGGAACAUCUGCUAAAUAUAUGUAUGUGACCAAUAAAAUUGGACUUGAUUUUGA
Messenger RNA from Oncorhynchus keta (chum salmon), 5153 nucleotides. Its product is annotated as signal transducer and activator of transcription 4-like. Lineage: Eukaryota; Metazoa; Chordata; Actinopteri; Salmoniformes; Salmonidae. The record is from RefSeq and is a predicted model, not a curated record. Gene Ontology annotation, molecular function: DNA-binding transcription factor activity, RNA polymerase II-specific; RNA polymerase II cis-regulatory region sequence-specific DNA binding. The coding region runs from base 605 to 2695 and encodes 696 amino acids. Gene Ontology annotation, biological process: defense response; cytokine-mediated signaling pathway; response to peptide hormone. The transcript has 22 exons.